Molecule: messenger RNA, 2828 nt
Organism: Aspergillus ruber CBS 135680
Lineage: Eukaryota; Fungi; Ascomycota; Eurotiomycetes; Eurotiales; Aspergillaceae
Product: SPX-domain-containing protein
Exons: 6
Coding region: 293-2509 (738 amino acids)
Biological process (GO): cellular response to phosphate starvation; phosphate ion transport
Cellular component (GO): cytoplasm; Golgi apparatus; plasma membrane
Molecular function (GO): inositol hexakisphosphate binding
Source: RefSeq, a predicted model, not a curated record
CGGGAAUUUCUCCGGUACAGUGGGAGGGCUUGUAUUUUAACUACUCUUCACGAUGCGGUCGACUGGUCAUCCUGAGCUUCUUUUCUCAGCACCAAACUUUCAAUAACUCCUUCAUCCUUACUCAAUCUCAUUUAUUUAUUCUCUUAUCUCCCUAUAUAUCUAACACAUAUCACAUCAUUUAUCAAGGGGGUUUUCCCGACUCGUUCCAUCGAUGCCAGUUUCCUGUUGAUUCUAUACCCCCGAAGUCGCUCCGUGACGGCGGCCUACCCGCCAGGAAUCUUACAGCUCCAGGAUGAAAUUUGCCAAAGAAUUGGAACAGGAGCUAGUCCCUGAAUGGCGGGCCAAAUACCUCGACUACAAGGCGGGCAAGAAAAAGGUCAAGGCCAUUACGCGCGCCUUGCAAAAAGCGAGUCGCAGUCCCUAUCCCCAGCCAAGCCGCCCAUCCUCCUCCCAUCAUGGCCAUAAACGAUCUCCGUCCGGAUUGACCAGCGAGCAAACCGUUCCUCCAACGCCCAACCGUCCGUCAGACAAGCGGCUCACUCCCUCAGACCCGUCGCAAAAUAAUUACCCGACGCCGUCUGCAAGGCCAGGGAACAAUCCUGCAUCGUCCGGUCCGCGUUCCACGCCUGUGCCACGUAGCGCGGAGCGUCAACCGCUACACUCCCCGGGGUCUCGAUUCUCUGCUGCUGCCGUCGGGAGCUAUGGGAGCAUUCUCACAUCGCCGCAGCAUGGCGCACCCACUGCGUCGGACAUGGCAUCGCUGGAGCUACCCGAUCCUGCCAUCGACCCUCGCGAUGAUCAAUCCGAUAAAAUGGACGGCCACGGCGGCGAGAAGGAUCACAUCCAUUUCACCUCCAGCCCCGGUAAUCCAGAGAGUCGGGAUCCUUCGUCAGUCUCCCCGCGCCAUGUUAGCCUCCCUAGUCACUCCGAUACAAAACCGUCCACACCAAAAACGCCUGAGCCCGGCGCAAAGAGAAGGUCUCAACUCCUGAAGCGAGUCUUCCCCCACCAAGAUGUGGACCCGUCGACAGAAAAACAGGGUCAAUCUGAAGCUCCUCCCUCGUCGGAGGUCGACCGGCGCCAAGACGAGUUCUUCGCAUUCCUGGAUGAGCAGCUGGAGAAGAUCGAAUCGUUUUACCACAUGAAAGAGGAAGAAGCUUCCCAACGAUUACGAUUGCUACGACGGCAACUGCAUAUUAUGCGCGACCAACGAAUCCAGGAAGUUAUCGGAGCGCAGAAGAAGUUCGGAAAAAGGAAAAGUGGGAAAAAGGACGGUCCGAAUCCGAAAGCCCUGACUGGGUUAAACGGCCGUAUGAUGAAGGAUGUCUUGACGGGACGGAACCGAUUCGGGAAAAAUACAGAAGCGUUGGCACGGAUGGCUACAACUACACCAAGGACUCUUCAGGCACAGGAUCGUGAAUCAAUCACCCGUCGGAGGGACUUCUCGCGUCGACCGGAAGAGGAAGAAGUGGGUGAAGCGGAGGAUGAAGACGACGAAGAUUCGCCCAAUGUCGAUGUACCAUAUCGCUCUGCAAAGAGGAAGCUGAAACAUGCCCUCCAAGAGUUCUACCGUGGCCUCGAGUUGUUGAAAGGAUAUGCCUACCUCAACCGGACGGCAUUUCGGAAGAUUAACAAAAAGUAUGACAAGACCGUCCAAGCUCGUCCAACUUUGCGUUACCUGUCGGAGAAGGUCAAUAAGGCCUGGUUCGUCCAGAGUGAGGUUACCGAGAACUUGAUGGUCGCAACGGAAGAUCUGUAUGCUCGCUAUUUUGAGCGUGGGGAUCGCAAGCUGGCGAUCUCCAAGCUCCGUCGUAUCGAUAACAAGUCGGGAGAUUACUCUUCCAACACUUUCCGCUCUGGCCUUUUUUUGAUGGCAGGUAUAUUGUUUGCGAUUCAGUCGUUGGUCUAUGUUGGGCAACACAUGCGCAGUGGGGACCCUACUCUUCAUGUUCACACAAGCUAUUUACUGCAGAUUUAUGGAGGUUAUUUUCUCGUUGUUUUCCACUUUUUACUCUUUGCUUUGGUCUGCAUGGUCUGGACCAAAGCCAAAAUCAACCACGUUUUUGUUUUUGAGUUUGAUACAAGGCAUGCAUUGGAAUGGCGUCAGUUAUUAGAGAUACCAUGCUUCUUUUUGUUCCUCUUGGGCCUGUUUAUGUGGCUCAAUUUUUUAAAUGUUAAUGCUAUGUAUAUAUACUGGCCGGUGGUCCUCGUGGGACUGACCCUAAUUAUUCUCUUCCUACCGUUCCGUGUGCUCUACCAUCGCAGCCGACAAUGGUGGGCAUAUUCUAAUUGGCGUCUGGUUCUCGCGGGUCUAUAUCCUGUUGAAUUUCGUGAUUUCUUCCUUGGAGAUAUGUACUGUUCUCAGACAUAUGCCAUGGGUGUAAGUGCGCUUUGGAGUGUCAGCUGCGCAGUACUAAUAUUCUCCAGAACAUCGAACUGUUUUUCUGCCUCUACGCAAAACACUGGACGGACCCACCGCAAUGUAAUUCAUCCCAUUCGCGCCUUUUAGGAUUCUUCCAAUGCCUCCCAGCAGUUUGGCGUGCCUUUCAAUGUUUGCGCCGGUACGCAGACACGCGAAACCUGUUCCCGCAUAUGAUGAACUUUGGCAAAUACAUAUUUUCGGUCCUCUAUUAUGCGACCUUGAGCAUGUAUCGGAUCCAAAGGAUCCAGCGAUUCGAGGCUACAUUCAUUACAUUCGCCUUGCUGAACGCCGUGUACACUUCAGUGUGGGACUUGGCCAUGGACUGGAGUUUAGGUAACCCCUACGCUAAACACCCUCUCCUACGUGAGGUCCUAGCAUUCCGGCAGGUAUGGGUGUACUACGUUGC